Molecule: messenger RNA, 6005 nt
Organism: Myripristis murdjan (pinecone soldierfish)
Lineage: Eukaryota; Metazoa; Chordata; Actinopteri; Holocentriformes; Holocentridae
Gene: abcc1
Product: ATP binding cassette subfamily C member 1 (ABCC1 blood group)
Exons: 32
Coding region: 70-4647 (1525 amino acids)
Biological process (GO): glutathione transmembrane transport; xenobiotic transport
Cellular component (GO): basolateral plasma membrane
Molecular function (GO): ATP binding; ABC-type xenobiotic transporter activity; ATP hydrolysis activity
Source: RefSeq, a predicted model, not a curated record
AUGAAACCUAAACGGAGCUCCGGCUCUAGCGCUCCAGGACGACUUUAACUUUCACCUGUGUCGCGGCGAAUGGGGUUAGACAAUUUCUGCAGUCUGGACGGUUCCGAUCCGUUCUGGGAUUGGAACCGGACAUGGUACACAGCCAACCCAGACCUAACCCAGUGCUUCCAGAACACUGUCCUGGUGUGGUUGCCCUGCCUCUACCUCUGGCUGUGUGCCCCCAUCUACUUCAUCUACCUCCGCAGCCACAGUCGUGGCUACAUUUGCAUGAGCCACCUUAACAAAGCCAAAACUACUGUUGGCUUUCUCCUGUGGAUCAUUUGCUGGGCAGAUGUUUUCUAUUCUUUCUGGGAAAGAACCCAGGGCAGCGGUGCCCUUGCGCCAGUCUACCUGAUCAGUCCAACCUUGCUCGGCAUCACCAUGUUGCUGGCGACUCUGCUGAUCCAGUAUGAGCGUAUGAAGGGGGUGCAGUCGUCUGGGGUGAUGCUGAACUUCUGGCUGCUGGCUGUGCUGUGUGCCACAGUCACUUUCAGGUCCAAAAUCAUCCAGGCCCUCGAACAGGCAACGCCGGUGUGUGUGUGGAGGUACACGACCUUCUACAUCUACUACACCCUGCUGCUUGUGGCCCUGUUCCUGUCCUGCCUUUCAGACCAGAUGCCACUCUUCUCCCAGUCCAUCAAAGACACGAAUCCCUGUCCAGAGGCCGGAGCUUCUUUCCUCUCCAGAAUAAGCUUUUGGUGGAUCACCAGUAUGAUGGUGACGGGCUACAAGCGCCCACUGGAGGAAAAGGACCUUUGGUCGCUGAACCCUGAGGAUUGCUCCAAGAAGGUGGUUCCUCAUCUUGUGCAUCGCUGGAACACAGAGUGCCAAAAGGUCAAAAGGCCAGAGGAGAAGACCUUGUACUCCCCUAAGCGGGCAUCGCGUACCGAGGGUAAAGAGAGCCGAGUCGUGGAGGAGUCAGAGAUCUUAAUAGUAAAAAACCAUCAGAAGACCAGGGAGCCUUCCCUGUUCUGGGCACUGUGCCUGACCUUCGGGCCCUACUAUCUCAUCUCCUGUCUGUACAAGUUCAUCCAGGACAUCCUUAUGUUUGUUGGUCCUGAGAUCCUCAGGCUGCUGAUCCACUUUAUCAACAACUCCGGUGCCCCCUCUUGGCAGGGCUACUUCUACACAGCCCUGCUCUUCAUAUGCACAUGUCUACAGACGCUCAUCCUGCAGAAGUACUUCCAUGUCUGCUUUGUCACUGGCAUGCGCCUGCGUACUGCCGUCAUUGGAGCAGUGUACAGGAAGGCACUGGUAAUCAGCAGUGCUGCACGGCGCACCUCCACAGUUGGCGAGAUUGUCAACCUGAUGUCAGUGGAUGCCCAGCGCUUCAUGGACCUUAUCACUUACCUCAACAUGAUAUGGUCUGCCCCUCUGCAGGUGGUGCUGGCCCUCUAUUUUCUCUGGCAGAAUCUGGGUCCAUCUGUGUUGGCUGGAGUGGCUGUGAUGAUUCUGAUGGUACCAGUCAACGCUGUCAUUGCCAUGAAAACCAAAACCUACCAGGUGGCUCAGAUGAAGAGUAAGGAUAACCGCAUCAAGCUGAUGAAUGAGGUGCUGAAUGGCAUCAAGGUGCUGAAGCUGUAUGCGUGGGAGCUGGCCUUCAAGGACAAAGUGUCAGCCAUCCGUGAAAGUGAGCUGCGGGUCCUGAAGAAGACAGCCUACCUCGGUGCUGUGUCCACCUUCACCUGGGUCUGUGCCCCUUUCCUGGUUGCUCUGUCCACAUUCGCCGUCUACGUGCUGAUUGACGAAAACAACGUCUUGGACGCCCAGAAGGCUUUUGUGUCCCUAGCCCUUUUCAAUAUCCUGCGUUUUCCUCUCAACAUGCUGCCCAUGGUCAUCAGCAGCAUCGUGCAGGCCAGCGUGUCCAUGAAGCGUCUGAGAGUAUUUCUGUCACAUGAAGAGCUGCAGGAGGACAGCGUGGAGCGCAAGGCAGUAUCAGGCUCGCCGUACAGUAUCUCCAUUGUGGAGGGAGCUUUCAGCUGGUCUAGAACAGAAUCCCCAACACUGAGGAGCCUGAAUGUUUGCAUUCCAGAGGGCUCUCUGGUGGCUGUGGUUGGACAUGUUGGUUCAGGAAAAUCCUCACUGCUGUCUGCCCUGCUCGGAGAAAUGGAGAAACUGGAAGGAACUGUGGCUGUCAAGGGUUCGGUGGCUUAUGUUCCUCAGCAGGCCUGGAUCCAGAAUGCCACCCUGAAAGACAACAUUGUGUUUGGCCAGGAGAGGAAGGAGAGCUGGUACCUGCGUGUGGUGGAGGCCUGUGCCCUCCUGCCAGACCUGGAGGUGCUGCCUGCUGGAGACAGCACAGAGAUUGGGGAGAAGGGAGUUAAUCUGUCUGGAGGUCAGAAGCAGAGGGUGAGCCUGGCCAGGGCCGUCUAUUGUAACUGUGCUGUCUACUUGCUGGAUGACCCGCUGUCUGCAGUCGACGCCCAUGUGGGAAAACACAUCUUUGACAAGGUCAUCGGCCCGCAAGGCCUGCUCAAGGACAGGACUCGUGUGCUGGUGACUCAUGGGCUGAGCUACCUGCCCCAGGCUGACCUGAUCCUGGUCAUGGUAGAUGGAAAGAUCACGGAAAUGGGCUCCUACCUGGAGCUGAUGGCCAGAGAGGGAGCCUUCGCUGAGUUCCUUCGCACCUACGCCACUGCUGACCAGGCUGACAACAACACAAAGGGGAGGGAUGAGGAGGACGAAGAGAAGCAAAAAUCUGAAGAUUCUCUGCCAAAAAAAGGAAUCGAGAAUGGCAGUCCAGCUGCUCUUAUUGGCAGUCAGGGUGUUCAGAGCAGCAGCAGCAUGGCUCAGAGGGGCAAGGAGGGAGAGGUGCUGGGAAAAAAAGCCAAAAAUGCUGAGGUCGGCAAGCUUACAGAGGCAGACAAGGCCAACACUGGACAGGUAAAGCUGUCAGUUUUCUGGGAGUACAUGAAGGCCAUCGGAUUGCUUCUGUCCUUCAUCAGUCUGCUGUUCUUCUUCACCCAUCACCUGGCCUCCCUCUUCUCCAACUACUGGCUGAGUUUGUGGACUGAUGACCCUGUGAUAAACGGCACUCAGCCUAACAGGCAGAUGAGGCUUGGGGUGUACGGUGCUCUCGGCCUGUCACAGGGCAUAGCAGUCUUGUGCUAUUCCCUCUCAGUGUCCAUUGGGGGCAUCCUGGCCUCACGCUACCUCCAUCAGACCAUGCUGUAUGACGUCUUGCGCUCACCCAUGUCUUUCUUUGAGCGCACACCCAGCGGAAAUCUGGUCAAUCGUUUUGCCAAGGAGACAGACACCAUCGACUCAGUCAUCCCCAGCAUUAUUAAGAUGUUCAUGGGCUCCAUGUUCAAUGUGUUGGGUGCUUGUGUCAUCAUCUUGAUUGCCACACCAUUGGUGGCCAUCAUCAUCCCUCCACUUGGCCUUCUCUACUUCUUUGUACAGAGGUUUUAUGUGUCAUCGUCUCGCCAACUGAAGCGUCUUGAGUCGGUGAGUCGUUCACCUGUCUACACUCACUUCAACGAAACCCUGCUGGGCACCACUGUCAUCCGAGCCUUUGGUGAACAGCAUCGUUUCAUCUCUGAGAGUGACCGGCGUGUGGACCACAACCAGAAAGCCUAUUACCCCAGCAUUGUAGCUAACAGGUGGUUGGCGAUCCGUCUGGAGUUUGUAGGAAACUGUAUUGUGACAUUUGCUGCUCUGUUUGCUGUCAUGGCCAGAGAGAGUCUCAGUCCAGGCAUCAUGGGACUCUCUAUCUCCUAUGCCCUACAGCUGACAGCUUCUUUGACCUGGCUGGUGAGGAUGUCCUCUGAUAUAGAGACCAACAUAGUCGCAGUGGAGAAAGUCAAAGAGUACAGCGACACAGAAAAAGAGGCGGAGUGGAGACACGAGCCGUCCAGCCUUCCCCCAGGCUGGCCGACUGGCGGUGAUAUAGAGAUCAGAGGCCUGGGCCUGCGCUACCGAGCGGACCAGGACCUGGCCAUCCGCAACAUUACUGUCUCCAUCCAGGCGGGAGAGAAGGUGGGUAUUGUGGGGCGCACUGGAGCCGGGAAGUCGUCCCUGACGCUUGGGCUUUUCCGAAUCAUUGAAGCAGCUGAAGGCCAGAUCUUCAUUGAUGGAGUAGACAUCGCUAAGCUGGGCCUGCAUGAACUCCGCUCCAGAAUCACCAUCAUACCACAGGACCCAGUGGUGUUUUCAGGCUCUCUGAGGAUGAACUUGGAUCCCUUCGACAGCUACUCUGAUGAGGAGGUUUGGAGGGCUCUGGAACUGGCCCACCUCAAGAGCUUUGUGUCCGGCCUGCCAGACAAGCUCAAUCAUGAAUGUUGUGAAGGAGGAGAGAACCUCAGUCUGGGUCAGCGCCAGCUGCUGUGCCUGGCCAGAGCUCUGCUGAGGAAGACAAAGAUCCUGGUUCUGGAUGAAGCCACAGCAGCUGUGGACCUGGAGACAGACAACCUGAUUCAGUCCACCAUCCGUACUCAGUUUGAGGACUGCACCGUCCUGACUAUUGCUCAUCGCCUUAACACCAUCAUGGACUACACAAGGGUCCUGGUGCUGGACAAGGGAGAGGUGGCAGAGUUUGACUCCCCUUCCGCCCUCAUUGCUAAUAGAGGGAUCUUCUACAAGAUGGCCAAAGACUCUGGGUUGGUCUGAAGCAGUGCCUCCCUCCACUGCUCCUCUGCGUUCUUCUAGGCCCAUGUCAUGGAGGCCCCGUGUUGAAGAGCAACAGAGAGAAAAGCAGGGGAAAUCCUGCAUUUUGGAGUGUUUGACAGUUUUUAAAUGAAGUGAGUGUGCUGUUUAAAAGAAAUGGUUUAGAGUGACAUGCUCCACCCAACACUUCAGUCCUCUGUCUUUUCCUACUGCGUCAGAAGACAUUUAACAACACUGAAUAUACUGUUACUGCUCUUGGAAGAAAACAGCAGGCGACAUCACUUCCUGAUCCUGCUCUCAACUUCCUGUCUUGGUUUGUUUGGAGCUGUCCCUUUCACCUUGUUUUACUGCCAAAGGUGCCAUGGAAGAGUUGGAGACAAGCUCUCACCAUAUGACAGAAAUCAGAGCAAGGGACCAACGGUGAUUUGUUCUGACAAGUGCGAUGGUGUCCACUCCAUUGAGCAACGAAGAGGAGUUUCAUAUUUUCAGUGAGACCCUCUGGUUUUGCCAGCAGGGGCAGACAAGUAUGUCCCAUAAAGCCUCUGGAUUAUUUCCAGGCAAUGGACCCUCAACAUUGAAUGUGGAAACCUGACUAGGUCUUUAGAUCAAAUGUUCAUCAUGCUGGGUGUGUUGCUAAGCCAACCAUCACCCUGUUAUCGACCUAACCUUACUUUCACACUCCAUGUGGAGAGUCGUCAGCGGUGUCUGUGGGGUAAUUCUCAGACUAAGCCAAAGUUUGUUGUGUUUGUAGUCUGUUCAUUUUCAGAUGUCUUACAGGAGUUUCUACACAAGUCUGGAAUGUCAAGAAAAGUAUGGAAAUUACUUUGUUAAGUCCAAAAUUGGUAAUUUGCAUUGUUAACAUUGAUACUGAUAUGGUCUCAUUGAUACUGUUAAGCCACUAUCGAUGUACAUCAUAUGGACGAUUGGUAAAGAAAGUACAGGUUGUAAAAAAAAGAAAAAAAAAGACAUUUUGAAAAUGUAGGAACGUAAUACCGGGGGAUUCCCCAAGGUCCUACUUACCAAAACACUCCCAUCCAUAAUGUGAUUCCCCAAUUUUGUACCACUGAUUGGACCGAAAUGGGUAAAUGAUACCAAAUUCUGUACUUACUGGGCAUAUUUAUCUGCACGCAAUACUCUGGUUGCUGUAAACUUUAACACUGAGGUGACUGCUUUUAACAGUAACACAGUUUAGUCUAAUAACCCGAGUUUACAUUGCCGAGCCAAUGAGAUUCAGACCACAGCCACCAAAAAUGCCAGAACAUGUUACAAUGUCAGAUUUCAGGGAUUUCGAUAUUCUUUAUGGUUUGUAUUGAUGCUCUUACAUUGAUGUAGUGGUAUUAUUAUUGCUGAAAGCAGGUGAC